AUGGCUGAACAACCGUUUAUAGACUCACCUAAAGCCGAAAUAACUUGUGGACUCUGUUCGAAAAUAAUGAAGAAGCCCAAACAGCUUCCAUGUUGUCAUACUUUCUGUCGGGAAUGUCUGGAAGAUUACGUCAAAGACAUGCUGAAUCCGGAAUCAGAGACCAUCGAUUGUCCAAAAUGUCAGAAAGUGGUGGAUGUCCCAGAUGGAGACACCAAAGGACUGCCCAGUAAUUAUUAUAUUCUUGCCCAAUCUCUUCCAGAAAUGAUUAAUGUUGAAUCUGGCGACUUAACUUGUGAUUUCUGUAAAUCGAACAAAAAAGUGGCUGUCGGUUAUUGCUUUGAGUGCUCAAAAAACUUGUGUGAGGAUGACAAAGAAAAACAUAAAAUUGCUGUGGCAACACGAUCACAUCAUAUCGCGGUGUUAAUGGACAAAUGUCAAGGCAAGAUCGAGAAGCAAAGCUACUGUAGCAAGCACACUGACAGCAUCCUAAAAUUCUACUGCUGCGUCUGCCAGAUUCCCAUUUGCGCCGACUGCAAAUUAGCGAAACAUGAAAAUCAUAAGACU
Molecule: messenger RNA, 564 nt
Organism: Lottia gigantea (owl limpet)
Lineage: Eukaryota; Metazoa; Mollusca; Gastropoda; Lottiidae
Exons: 1
Biological process (GO): positive regulation of DNA-templated transcription
Cellular component (GO): chromatin; nucleoplasm
Molecular function (GO): ubiquitin-protein transferase activity; zinc ion binding
Source: RefSeq, a predicted model, not a curated record